GCUGAGGCACACGAAGAUGAUUUUAUUGGCGGUUGGCCGCGCCGUACAGGGCCAGUCCGGUAUUGUAAGUCUUCCGGGUGUCAUCCAUCAUGGCUGUGCCCGCAGGAAGGUCUGUGGUCUUCGUGACUGGAAACGCAAAAAAACUCGAAGAAGUCAUUCAGAUCCUGGGAGACAAGUUUCCAUACAAACUAGUGUCAAAAAAGAUUGACUUGCCUGAAUACCAAGGAGAGCCAGAUGAGAUUUCCAUACAGAAGUGUAAGGAGGCUGCACGGCAGAUUGAUGGGCCAGUCAUAGUGGAGGACACAUGUCUGUGUUUUAAUGCUUUGGGAGGCCUGCCUGGUCCUUACAUAAAAUGGUUCCUGGAUAAACUCAAACCAGAAGGUUUGUACAAACUCCUAGCUGGGUUUGAAGAUAAAUCAGCAUUCGCUCUCUGCACCUUUGCCUUCUCUGCUGGGAAAGAUGAAAAAGUACAGCUGUUCAGAGGGAAAACAGAGGGACAUAUUGUGGAACCCAGGGGACCUCGAGACUUUGGAUGGGAUCCUUGUUUCCAGCCAGAGGGAUAUGACAAAACUUACGCUGAAUUGCCCAAAGAGGUGAAGAAUUCCAUUUCUCACCGCUACCGGGCGCUCACUGCCAUGUCUGAGCACUUCUCUCAAAUCAACAGUACCUCACCACAGACCAAGAAGAAGAAGCAGGAGGAUUAAAGAGUCAUCUUAGGCCAACGUGAAGUUCUGAAUCAAAAUGUAUGAAACCUCAAGUUAUUGUACUGAAUUUGACAGUGCAGAGAAUACUUAUUACUAAGGUAUUUUUUUUGUUGUUGUUGCAGAAACAUAUCAAUGACAUAUUUGUGAUCUAAAUGUCUGCUUGUAGAAUCUACAGUAGAAAAGGUGCUGCAUAAUAUCGGUUUUCCUUUAUCUUCAAUAAAUAUUUUGUUAAUUUUCA
Molecule: messenger RNA, 942 nt
Organism: Scatophagus argus
Lineage: Eukaryota; Metazoa; Chordata; Actinopteri; Scatophagidae
Gene: itpa
Product: inosine triphosphatase (nucleoside triphosphate pyrophosphatase)
Exons: 8
Coding region: 90-704 (204 amino acids)
Biological process (GO): nucleoside triphosphate catabolic process
Cellular component (GO): cytoplasm
Molecular function (GO): nucleoside triphosphate diphosphatase activity
Source: RefSeq, a predicted model, not a curated record